Molecule: messenger RNA, 1155 nt
Organism: Microthlaspi erraticum
Lineage: Eukaryota; Viridiplantae; Streptophyta; Magnoliopsida; Brassicales; Brassicaceae
Source: the annotation of a GenBank genome assembly
AUGUUCUUCUUCAUUUGCUUUCUCGGUUUUGCAGGAGCUAGCCAAGAAUCAACACCCAUUGAAGCUCUGAAUCUCCAUUCCAAACUCCUUCAGCUUCCUCAAACGACUGAUCUCGAUCUUGCAGUUUCCGUGGGAGACAACAAAACCAUUGCAAAGAUUUCCUCAAGCAUCAUAAAAGCUGAAACUUGGCUCAAAACCCACGUCCUCUCUCGUUACCCUUCCACCAAAAUCACCACCAUUGUUAUCUUUUCCCCUGCUUCUUGCCAAAACACACAACCCAGCUCUGAUCUUGUUCUGUCUUGUCUGAAGAACCUUUACCAUUCUCUCACAAGAUGGGGCCUUGAGAAGAACAUCAAAGUCUCCUCUGGCUUCUCUCACCAGUGCUUAAGGAACACAGAGAGUCCAGAGAUGUUCAAGCCUGUUCUUGUCUUUCUCAAAUCCAUAAACUCCACUUUCACCAUAAACCCACCUCUAAACUUUCUUUCUUCCCCUGAGAAUCAUCUCGAUCUGCUUCAUUCCGUGGAAAAUUUCGGAUCUUUGAGCUUCAACAAGGUCAAUUUCUUGAGCCCUGAACCAGAAGAAGCUACAACGACGAUGACAAGAAGAAAUUUAAGAUCUUUAAUCAAUUACAGCAGAAAAAUCACAAUCUCUUUCCCAACGUUACCCUCUCCGUCACCGGAAAAUCCACCAAUUCACUCCUCAGUCGGAUUUUCUCCUCCUCCCCAAUUUGCGCCGGAGCAAUCUCAAUCUCAGUCUCCCAUUUCCUCUCCUUCACUAUUUCCACCUGAGUCGCCUCUUCCGAGUCCAAGCCUCUCUCUUCCACCGUGCCUUCCUCCUCCGACGCCGUCGCCGCCUCCGGUGAAGAAGAAGGACGUGGAAGGGCUGUGGUGCGUGGCGAAACCGAGCGUAGCGGCGGAGACGUUGCAGCAGUCUUUGGAUUUCGCCUGUGGACAAGGAGGAGCUAAUUGCGACGAGAUUAAACCUCCUCACGGGAUAUGCUUUUACCCAGAUACGGUCAUGGCUCACGCUUCUUAUGCUUUCAACAGUUAUUGGCAAAAGACUAAGCGAAACGGAGGCACUUGCUCUUUCGGUGGCACCGCCAUGCUUAUUACGACUGAUCCAAGUUAUCAGCAUUGCCGGUUUGUUCUGAGUUGA